UCGGUAGUGGUACAUAAAGACCUACUGUAUGUUAUGAUAAGAAUUUAAAAAGACCGUCAGAUCUAGUUUAACGAUUAACUGCUGCCGUUUAAGAUUAAUAAAAACGAUCAAAUGAAACUUUUUGUUAGUGAAGGUAAUCCACACUGUUUGAAGGUGUUGGCUGUGCUCGAACUUACUGGAGUGAAAUGUGACGUGCAGCAUGUCAACCAUGAGGAGAAAGUUGUGCCCUUUCUGAGUCGUACUGUUUUACCUGCUCUCCUGUUACCCACUGAAGAUUACCUCUUCAGCACUAAUGCCAUAUGCCAAUACCUCUCUGAGACCAGUGGCCUGGGAACCGGAGAGGACAGCAGCCAGUGGCUUGAGUGGGAGGCGACAGAGCUUCAGCCUGCUGUGAUGCAAGCUCUCCACAUGAUGGUGCUGCACGGAAAAGCCGCUCAUGCAAGCCAGGCUCUUGAAGGUCCCCUUGGUUACCUGGAGCAGAGCUUAAGCAAAAGGAACAUGCUUUUUCUAACCGCGGAGACAGUGGCAGUUACAGAUGUUAUCCUCUGGGCUGCGCUUUACCCUGUGCUGACAGGUUCUCUGCUUCAGGCAGGAGAGCUUAAGGCUGUGCGUGCCUGGUUUGAGCGAGUCAACCUGCUGCCUGCCUGUGAAACUGCUCUCCAGAAAGUUUUCAAAAGCAAAGAACUGGAUGUACUCAAAGGCUUUCUGCACAAACAGCCGAAUCCACUCAUUCAACAAAAGGAUAACCAGUCUUGCAACCAGCCAGAACAGAUGGAACACAUGAUGACUCCAGAAGAGAUAGAGAUUGUGGCUGAGACUUGGAGCAGAGGACUACACAGCUGUCAGGAGGUGCCUGAAAGACAGCAUCCAAUUCUUCCUCAGGAGGGCAAACGGAACAUCCUUCUCACCAGCGCCCUGCCCUAUGUCAACAACGUUCCUCAUCUGGGCAACAUAAUUGGCUGUGUGCUGAGUGCUGAUGUCUUCGCCAGGUACGGGCGACUGCGGGGCUGGAACCUGCUCUAUAUCUGUGGCACUGAUGAAUACGGGACAGCGACGGAGAACAAGGCCCGUGAAGAGGGUCUGACACCUCAGCAGAUCUGCGAUAAGUACCACGCCGUCCACUCCAGCAUCUACAGAUGGUUCCAGAUCGACUUCGAUUUUUUUGGCCGCACCACAACCCAACGGCAGACUGAGAUUUCUCAGAACAUCUUCUGGCGCCUGCAUGAGAGAGGUUUCCUGCUGGAAGACACAGUGGAGCAGCUCCGCUGUGAGAACUGUGAGCGUUUCCUUGCCGACCGGUUUGUGGAGGGUGUGUGUCCACACUGCCAUUACCCUGAGGCCCGGGGAGACCAGUGUGACAAAUGUGGGCGUCUCAUCAACGCUGUGGAGCUCAAGGAACCUCAGUGUAAGGUGUGCCGACAGACUCCAGUGAUUCGUUCUUCCAAACACCUUUUCCUGGACCUUCCAAAGCUGGAGUCAGACCUGGAGCAGUGGCUGGACCACUCCAUGAGCUCUGGUGACUGGACUGGGAACGCACGGCAUAUCACACGCUCCUGGCUGCGGGAUGGCCUGAAGCCACGCUGCAUCACCAGAGACCUGCAGUGGGGAACAUCGGUGCCACAUCCAGAUUUCUCUGAAAAGGUGUUCUACGUGUGGUUUGAUGCUCCCAUUGGCUACCUCUCAAUUACUGCUAACUACACAGACCAGUGGGAGAGAUGGUGGAAGAACCCACAGCAGGUGGAGCUGUAUAACUUCAUGGCCAAGGACAAUGUUCCAUUUCACAGUGUGGUUUUCCCCUGCUCUCUGCUGGGCGCCCAGGACAACUACACACUGGUCAGCCACCUCGUCGCCACAGAGUACCUAAACUAUGAAGACACUAAGUUCUCCAAGAGCCGUGGUGUAGGGGUGUUUGGGGACAUGGCCAAGGACACAGGGAUCCCGUCAGACAUAUGGCGAUUCUACCUGCUCUACGUCAGACCUGAGGGUCAGGAUUCAGCCUUCUCCUGGGCUGACAUGGCCCUGAAAAACAACUCUGAGCUACUCAACAACCUGGGCAACUUCAUUAACAGAGCAGGAAUGUUUGUGAAUAAAUUCUUUGAGGGUCAUGUGCCUCAGAUAGUUCUGCAGGAGGAAGACAAGAAUCUGAUAGCCCAAGUGGACUGGGAGCUCAAACAAUAUGUGCAGUUGCUGGACAAAGUCAAAAUCCGUGAUGCUUUGAAGUGCAUCCUUAACAUCUCUCGCCAUGGCAACCAGUACAUCCAGGUCAACGAGCCCUGGAAGAAGAUCAGAGGAGGGGACAAUGAUAGGGAAAGAGCUGGUACAGUAACCGGUGUGGCUGUAAACGUGGCAUCUCUGCUGUCUGCUAUGUUACAACCCUACAUGCCCAGCGUCAGCAAAACCAUCCGACAUCAGCUACAGGCACCACUUUCAUGUGCCAGUGCCAUGAUGCAAGGAGCAGGCAGCUUCAUCUGCUCUCUGCCCCCUGGGCACAGCAUUGGCACGGUUAGUCCAUUGUUCCAGAAACUGGAAGCUGAUCAGAUAGAGGCUUUGAAGAAGAGGUUUGGGGGGCAGGAGCCUGAGAGGAGGAGCCAGAGUGAAGCAGUGGUGAAACCCACGGGCUCUACCUUGACAGACAAGGCCAGUACCGGUACUGAUCCGGAAAGGGCAAAGCAGCUGACUGUGGCCGUGGCAGAACAGGGUGAUAAAGUACGGACACUGAAGGCUCAGAAAGCGGAUAAGGCCGUGAUCGGUGAGGAAGUCACCAAACUACUGGAGCUGAAAAAACAGCUGGCAGUGGCUGAAGGGAAGGAUCCAUCUCCAAAGAAAAGCAAAUAGAAGUGAUGCAGACGAAACUAAAUAGGAGAUCACUGGACUAGUGAAGGGAAGAGUUUUUCUCAACAUUUCUGAGUAAUGGGAUCAAUAUUUCUAUAGGACUGUCAGGCGGAGUGUAAAAGUCUGCAUAUAUUUAAAAUCCUAAAAGCUUUGUUACUGUGGGGCUUCAGCAGGCCAUUGGGUUCGGGUGGUACUGUACAAAAAUUAAUCAGCUAAAAUCAGUGCAGACACUCUAACAAUAUAAACCAUGAUAUUUUCCAAAUAUACUUUUUCUUACAUUAUGUACUAUGUGGUCAUCACAUUCUUUGUUGUUCAUUAACUUCAGCUACAAGGAUUGCAGAAAAAAAAAAUCAUUAAGACUUUUUUUUAAGAAAGUUAUCUUUUAACCCAGCUGAGACUCCAUAUGACAUACAUAAAGUGAA
Messenger RNA from Chanos chanos (milkfish), 3254 nucleotides. It is a transcript of the gene mars1, whose product is annotated as methionyl-tRNA synthetase 1. Gene Ontology annotation, molecular function: ATP binding; methionine-tRNA ligase activity. Gene Ontology annotation, cellular component: cytosol; aminoacyl-tRNA synthetase multienzyme complex. The transcript is spliced from 21 exons. Bases 112 to 2835 code for a protein of 907 amino acids. Lineage: Eukaryota; Metazoa; Chordata; Actinopteri; Gonorynchiformes; Chanidae. The record is from RefSeq and is a predicted model, not a curated record. Gene Ontology annotation, biological process: methionyl-tRNA aminoacylation.